AUGACGCAACAACUACUCCACAACUUAGCACCCAAAAUUCCCACCAUGGAGAAUGGCGCGUGAGUCAAAAAUUUUCCAUUUGUGUAGACGAACUGAAGCAACUUAUAAUGAUCAUAAAAAUCAAAAUGAUGGCUUUGACUCUUGAUUUUCAGCCAAGGUAGAGUAACUCACAAAACACCCUUUCGUAAUUACUUAUCUUACACCCUUUUUUAUCAUCAAUCUCAUCAUUUCUUCUUCCAAUUUCUCAAUUAUUUCAUCAACUUACAUCUCUAAUUCUUAAUUUCCCACAUCAAUCUCUUCAAUUCUGGUAUCUGGGUUGCUCUGUUUUUGUUCUGUUUCCUCUCAAAUUUGCUAAAUUUCACAUUUUCACCAUUGGUUUUUACUGGAUCAAUGAUUGAAAUUGUGUUAAAGAUGUGAACUUUUUUAAUGGGUAGAUGAGAAAUUGUUUGUUUUGGGUUGAAAAAUUGAAGAAAAUGAAGGAUUUUGCAGGAACACCAGGCACUUUAACUGGGCUUGCUCUAAGAAUUGCUCAAUUUAUGUUUGCUGCAGGUUCCAUUGCUUCUAUGGCAACAACUUCUAGCUUCUUCAAUUUUACUGCUUUCUGCUAUCUCAUUGCUUCCAUGGGUUUGCAAGUAAUAUGGAGCUUUGGCCUUGCGUUGAUGGAUGCGUAUGCCCUUGCAAAGAAGAGAGUACUCCAUAAUCCAAUACUUGUCAGCCUUUUUGUAAUCGGUGAUUGGGUGACGGCUACAUUGUCCCUUGCAGCAGCUUCUGCGUCUGCAGGAAUAACGGUCUUAUAUUUUCACGACAUCGGAGGUUGUACUAUUGUGGCAGAAUGCUUCAAAUACCAGAUUGCUGUUGCUUUUGCCUUUCUAAGCUGGCUAGCAGUCUUCACUUCAUCUCUAAUCAUGUUCUGGCUUCUUGCAGCAGGCUAGAGAAUAGUUUCUUGCAGCUGAAAUUUUUACGACGAAAUGGUGUACAUUUUACAUUGUAUAUACAAACCAAAUGGGAUCAAAGUAUAGAGUUGUUACCAAUCAAACAAAAGAAAAAGUACAGAGAGGGAUACAUUGGUUCUCAUAUUCUUUGUUUUUUCCCUUCCAUUUUUGUAUGUUGUUUCAGUGUGAUACUGUAUAGUUCCUCUCAGCUGAUCAAUGAUCAUAGCUGUAAACCUGAAAGGUAUACCCAAUUUCAUUGCCCAUUGUUGAGAAUUUGAUUGUAAUUUUAAAAAAUGGGUGAAAUACUUCAAAAUUGUUACAGUUAAGAGA
Beta vulgaris subsp. vulgaris (sugar beet) is the source of this 1262-nucleotide messenger RNA. RefSeq names its product CASP-like protein 5B3. The record is from RefSeq and is a predicted model, not a curated record. Lineage: Eukaryota; Viridiplantae; Streptophyta; Magnoliopsida; Caryophyllales; Amaranthaceae. Gene Ontology annotation, cellular component: plasma membrane. The coding region runs from base 435 to 932 and encodes 165 amino acids. The transcript has 3 exons.